AUGGAGACUCUUCGCCAGCCUAUUAUAAAAAUGGAAAAGGAAUAUGUGCUGGUCUCAGACUCUGUACCCGAUUCUGCGUACUUGACCACCUCUUGGGACUGGAAAAAUAAUUCAGAGAACUACAGCCUGAGCGAAACGCCUUCGCCCCAGAGCUUGUCUCCAUCUGCCUCCUACGAGUCUCCACUCUCUGGAUGCUCCCGUCCGUCUAGCCUGGAGGACCUACCUUACGGAGAUGACAUGGUGGCCUACAGGUUGCUGCAGUACCCUGACGAUGAAUGUCCGCUUGACAUGAAGAAUGGUAAAAUUGGGGGGCAUGGCAGACGUGGCCAGCACGGUCUAAAAGCUUCAAUGAGUGUCCAACGCAGGAGAAAGGCCAGCGAGAGGGAGAAGAUGAGGAUGAGGGGCAUAGCUGAAGCUCUUCAUACCCUGCGCAGGAAUUUGCCGCCCGUCUACAGCCAGGGUAGACAACCACUUACAAAGAUACAGACACUGAAAUGUACCAUCUCUUACAUCGAGGAGCUGACCAAUCUCCUGAACAGCACCAAGGGAAAAUAG
This is a messenger RNA of Nanorana parkeri, 555 nucleotides long. It is a transcript of the gene MSGN1, whose product is annotated as mesogenin 1. The transcript has a single exon. Lineage: Eukaryota; Metazoa; Chordata; Amphibia; Anura; Dicroglossidae. The record is from RefSeq and is a predicted model, not a curated record. Gene Ontology annotation, biological process: mesoderm formation; regulation of transcription by RNA polymerase II. The coding region runs from base 1 to 555 and encodes 184 amino acids. Gene Ontology annotation, cellular component: nucleus. Gene Ontology annotation, molecular function: RNA polymerase II cis-regulatory region sequence-specific DNA binding; DNA-binding transcription factor activity, RNA polymerase II-specific; protein dimerization activity.